GAGCUGCAGGAGGAGGGAAGCCUCGGCUGUGAUGCCGCUGGAUGAUGGCUGCUUUCGGGAUCCUAAGUUACGAACACCGGCCACUAAAGCGGCCCCGGCUCGGCCCUCCGGACGUUUAUCCUCAAGAUCCGAAACAAAAAGAGGAUGAGUUGACUGCACUGAAUGUGAAGCAAGGAUUCAAUAACCAGCCGGCUGUGUCUGGUGAUGAACAUGGCAGUGCCAAAAAUGUCAACUUCAACCCCUCAAAGAUCAGUUCAAACUUCAGCAGCAUCAUUGCAGAGAAGCUGCGCUGGAACACGUUUCCAGACACAGGGAAACGUAAACCCCAGGUCAACCAGAAAGAUAACUUCUGGCUCGUCACAGCAAGGUCACAGAGCUCCAUCAAUAAUUGGUUCACGGAUUUAGCAGGGACUAAACCUCUGACACAGCUUGCUAAAAAGGUACCAAUCUUCAGCAAAAAGGAGGAGGUUUUUGGAUACUUGGCUAAGUACUCAGUCCCUGUUAUGCGUUCAGCAUGGAUGAUUAAGAUGACCUGUGCAUAUCACGCGGCUAUCACUGAAACUAAAGUCAAGAAGAGGCAUGUGAUUGACCCUUGUAUAGAAUGGACCCAGAUUAUUACUAAGUAUCUUUGGGAGCAGCUUCAGAAGGUGGCUGAGUUUUACAGACAGUUUCCCAGUCAGGGCUGUAGCUCACCUCUACCAGCCACCCCUGCCGAUGUGGAGACGGCCAUGAAGCAGUGGGAGUACAACGAGAAGCUGGCUAUGUUCAUGUUUCAGGAUGGUAUGUUAGACAGACAUGAGUUCCUGACAUGGGUGCUGGAGUGUUUUGAGAAGGUCCGACCCGGUGAAGACGAGCUUCUCAGGCUUCUCCUGCCCCUUUUACUACAGUACUCAGGGGAAUUUGUACAGUCUGCUUACUUGUCACGAAGACUGGCUUACUUCUGCACACGGCGCCUCAACUUGUUGCUAAGUGACGGGAGCCUGGGCCCCGGCGCAGGAGGACAUCCAGCUCAUGGUAUCUUGACACAGCAAGGCAAUGCCCUGCCGCCCACCCCAACCUCCCAGCCAGCAGGAGGGAACCAGCCCCAGACACCUUUCACAGAUUUCUACAUCUGCCCACAGCACAGGCCUCUGGUGUUUGGCCUCAGCUGCAUGUUGCAGAGCAUAGUGUUGUGCUGCCCCAGUGCUCUGGUGUGGCAUUACUCUCUGACAGACAGCAGAAACAAGACCGGCUCACCUCUGGACCUAUUGCCCAUCGCCCCUUCCAAUUUGCCAAUGCCAGGAGGCAAUACUGCCUUCACACAGCAGGUUCGGGCAAAGUUGCGAGAAAUCGAGGAGCAAGUUAAGGAGCGAGGCCAGGCGGUGGAAUUCAGGUGGUCGUUUGAUAAGUGCCAGGAGACCACAGCAGGGUUCACCAUCGGGAGGGUUCUCCACACCCUGGAGGUUCUAGACAACCACAGCUUCGAGAAGUCAGACUUUAACAACUCACUGGAUUCACUAUACAACAGGAUAUUUGGUUCAGGCCAGAGUAAAGAUGGCCACGAGAUGUCACCUGAUGAUGAUGCGGUGGUAACCUUGCUCUGUGAAUGGGCGGUGUGCUGCAAGCGGUCAGGCAGACACAGGGCCAUGGUGGUGGCUAAGCUGCUGGAAAAGAGACAGGCUGAAAUAGAAGCAGAGAGGUGUGGUGAGUCGGAGGUGGUGGAUGAGAAGGGCUCUGUGUCAUCGGGCUCCCUCUCGGCUGCCACACUACCAGUCUUUCAGGAUGUGCUGCUGCAGUUUCUUGAUACUCAGGCCCCCACACUCACGGAGCCUGGGAAUGAAAGCGAACGAGUGGAGUUCUCCAACCUGGUCCUUCUGUUCUGCGAGCUCAUCCGUCACGACGUCUUUUCCCACAACAUCUACAUGUGCACGCUGAUAUCGCGUGGCGACCUGGCUUCUGACUCCCACCUGCCGCGCCCACGUUCUCCGAGCGACGAGCCGUCCGAUGAGUCAGAGCGCAAAGAGCAGGAUACAGGCAGCAGUGUCAAGAUGGAGGAUGCUGGUCUGUCAGAGUCGAUGGAAACUGAUCACAACUCCAGUGCUAAUUUUGACGAGAUGUUCUCCCCUCCGAUGCACUGUGAGUCCAAGGGCAGCCCCUCUCCCGAGAAGCCUGCCGCAGAGCAGGACAGCAAGGCCGGCUGUAAGGACAAGGGCAUGGACCCUGCCUUCCCUCAGCUGUACGAGCAGCCCCGCCACAUUCAGUAUGCCACUCACUUCCCUAUUCCUCAGGAGGAAAGUGCCAGUCAUGAAUGCAACCAGCGUUUAGUGGUUCUCUACGGUGUAGGCAAACUGAGAGAUGAGGCGCGGCACACCAUCAAGAAAAUCACCAAAGACAUCUUGAAGGUGCUCAACCGCAAAAGCACAGCAGAGACAGGAGGGGAGGAGGGACAAAAGAGGAAGCGGAGCAAGCCGGAGGCCUUUCCCACCGCAGAAGAUAUCUUCUCCAAAUUCCAGCACCUCUCCCACUUUGACCAGCACCAGGUCACCUCCCAGGUGUCCAGAAAUGUGCUGGAACAGAUCACCAGCUUUGCCUUAGGGAUGUCCUAUCACCUGCCUCUCGUCCAGCACAUCCAGUUCAUCUUUGACCUCAUGGAGUACUCGCUCAACAUCAGUGGCCUCAUAGACUUUGCCAUUCAGACUGUUUGUGUUUUGCAGCUUCUGAAUGAGUUGAGUUUGGUGGAAGCCGAGCUGCUGCUGAAGUCAUCCAGCCUGGUGGGCAGCUACACCACCAGCCUGUGUCUGUGUAUUGUAGCUGUGCUGAGGAGGUACCACUCCUGCCUCAUUCUCAAUCCUGAGCAGACAGCACAAGUUUUCGAUGGGUUACGCAUUGUGGUGAAGUCAGGUGUGAACCCAGCAGACUGUUCCUCUGCUGAGCGCUGCAUCUUGGCCUACUUGUAUGACCUCUACACCUCCUGCAGUCACCUCAAGAACAAGUUUGGAGAAAUCUUUAGUGAGUUCUGCUCUAAAGUGAAAAACUCCAUCUACUGCAACAUCGACCCGUCAGACUCCAACAUGCUUUGGGAUCCUGUGUUCAUGAUGGAGGCCAUUGCCAACCCCUCAGCCAACAACUUCAACCACUCCAUGGUGGGCAAAAUCCUCAACGACAGCCCAGCCAACCGCUACAGCUUUGUCUGUAAUGUGCUCAUGGAUGUGUGUGUGGACCACCGAGACCCUGAGAGGGUAAACGAUAUUGGGAUCCUGUGUGCAGAACUGACAGCAUAUUGUCGCUCCUUGAGUGCCGAGUGGCUCGGCAUCCUCAAGGCUCUCUGCUGCUCUUCUAACAAUGGCAACUGUGGCUUCAAUGAUUUGCUGUGUAAUGUAGAUGUUAGUGAUUUGUCCUUCCACGAUUCCCUCGCAACCUUCGUAGCCAUUCUCAUUGCUAGACAGUGCUUGCUCCUAGAAGACUUGGUUCGCUGUGUGGCCAUUCCCUCCCUCCUCAAUGCAGCCUGCAGUGAGCAAGACUCUGAGCCUGGAGCCAGACUUACCUGCAGAGUUCUGUUGCACCUUUUUAAGACGCCGCAACGCAACCCUGUCCCGCAACAUGGUAUGAAGUCAGAUAGAUCCUCUGUUGGUAUCCGGUCGUCAUGUGAUCGCCACCUUCUUGCUGCUUCUCAGAACAGCAUCGUUGUUGGAGCAGUGUUUGCUGUCCUCAAAGCCGUGUUCAUGCUCGGUGAUGCAGAGCUAAGAGGCUCAGGACUGUCACACCCAGCUGGCCUCGACGACAUAUCUGAGGGACGCAAUGUCUCCAUAGAAACGGCCAGCUUGGAUGUGUAUGCAAAGUAUGUUCUGAAGACGAUCUGCCAGCAGGAAUGGGUUGGCGAACGUUGCCUGAAGUCUCUGUCUGAGGACAGUAGUGCCCUGCAGGACCCAGUGCUGGUAAACAUUCAGGCCCAGCGGCUACUGCAGCUCAUUUGCUAUCCGCACCGCCAGCUGGACAGUGAUGAUGGUGACAACCCUCAGAGGCAGCGUAUCAAACGCAUCCUACAGAAUAUGGACCAAUGGACGAUGAGACAGUCGUCUCUGGAGCUGCAACUGAUGAUCAAACAGAGCACAAACAAUGAGCUCUACUCUCUCCUGGAGAACAUAGCUAAAGCCACUAUAGAAGUGUUUCAGAAAUCAGCUGAGAUGAACUCCAGUAACCCCUCAGGGAAUGGAGCAACGGUCCAAGGGGGCUCUGCAUCCAAUAAUAACAGCACGACAAGCAAAAUGAAGCCUAUUUUAAGCUCUUCAGAGCGAUCAGGCGUUUGGCUGGUGGCUCCGUUGAUAGCCAAGCUGCCCACCUCAGUUCAGGGCCAUGUGCUGAAGGCAGCUGGAGAAGAGCUGGAAAAAGGACAACACCUUGGCUCCUCCUCACGUAAGGAGAGGGACAGGCAGAAACAGAAAAGCAUGUCUCUGCUAAGCCAGCAGCCUUUCCUGUCGUUGGUACUGACCUGCUUGAAGGGGCAGGAUGAACAGAGGGAAGGACUUCUCACCUCCCUGUACAGCCAAGUGCAGCAGAUCGUUACCAACUGGAGAGAAGACCAGUACCAGGAUGACUGCAAAGCGAAACAAAUGAUGCACGAGGCUCUGAAGCUACGACUGAAUCUUGUUGGUGGCAUGUUUGACACUGUGCAGCGCAGCACCCAGCAGACCACUGAGUGGGCGGUACUACUCCUCGACAUCAUCAGCAGCGGCACAGUGGACAUGCAGUCUAAUAACGAGCUCUUUACAACAGUGUUGGACAUGCUGAGUGUGCUGAUUAAUGGCACACUAGCUGCUGACAUGUCCAGCAUCUCUCAGGGCAGCAUGGAGGAGAACAAGAGGGCCUACAUGAACCUGGUCAAGAAGCUCAGGAAAGAGCUUGGAGAUCGGCAGUCAGAAAGUUUGGAAAAGGUUCGCCAGCUUCUGCCGCUGCCCAAGCAGACCCGCGAUGUCAUAACGUGUGAACCUCAGGGCUCGCUGAUAGACACCAAGGGCAACAAGAUUGCUGGCUUUGAGAAAGAGGGUCUCCAAGUAUCGACCAAGCAGAAGAUUUCUCCGUGGGAUGUCUUUGAGGGUCUGAAGCACUCCGCCCCUCUUUCCUGGGGCUGGUUCGGCACAGUGCGCGUGGACCGCAAGGUCACUAAAUUUGAAGAGCAGCAGCGUUUUCUGCUUUACCACACACACCUGAAACCCAAACCUCGUAGCUAUUACCUGGAGCCGCUCCCCCUGCCCCCUGAAGAGGAGGAGCCCCUGACACCAGUCCCCCCAGAACAAGAGAAGAAGAUGAUGGAGGCAGUGAAGCCAGAAAAGAAUGUGCCCGCUGUGCCCUCUGACUCAAACAAGAAGAAAUCUAACAAGAAAAAGAAAACACAAUCUGCAAAGACAGACCAGGACUACGUAAACCGUACACCGAGCGGUGUGAACUAUGGGCCUAAUAUGCCACCAGACCUGAUGCAAAGUCACCAGUAUAGCAGGCUUUCCUACCCCCAACAGACCAUGAGCAUGUAUACACAGAACCAGCCUCUACCUCCAGGAGGUCCAGGUUUAGAACCUCCAUACAGACCUACCCGCAACCCACAGAUGAACAAAAUGAUGCCCACUCGGCCCAGCUACCAAGGCAUGAUGCCUGGAAUGCAGGGGAGCAUGCCCGGUAUGAUGGGAAUAGACAAGCAGUAUCCAAUAAGUUAUAAGCCCCAACCAGCCAUGCCACAGAGCCAGAUACUGCGACACCAACUACAGGUCAGACUGAAUCAGAGCAUGAUGGGGCAACAGAUUAGACAAAUAACACCCAACCAACCAUACACUUCAAUGCAGACAUCUCAGAACAUAUCUCAGGGCUAUACCUCAUACGGAUCACACAUGGGCAUGCAGCAGCAUCCGUCCCAAGGUGGUGGUAUAGUUCCUUCCUCCUAUGGGAACCAAACCUUCCAGGGCACUCAUCCUGGAGCCAACCCGGCUGUGGUGGAUCCUCUUAGGCAAAUGCAGCAGAAGCCCAGUGGUUACGUUCACCAGCAUGCUCCAGGCUACGCACACAAUAUGCAGAACACGCAGAGGUUUGCCCACCAGCCCAUUCAACAGAACCCCAUAAUCCACGGCCUCAUGGGAGGUCAGGCUGUCCAUCCGAGCUUGAGGCCCAAUCAGAUGUUGGCAGAACAACAACAGCAGCAACAGCAACAGCAGCAGCAACAAGCAGCACAGCAACAGCAGCAGUACCACCUCAGACAGCAAGCACUCAGACAGGCCCAACAAGUUCAACAACAACAACAACAACAACAGCAGCAGCAGCAGCAGCAGCAACAGGUCCAACCACAGCAGGUUCCUCCUCAACAACAAGUUCCGCAGCAGCAGCAGCAGCAGGUGUCAGCGGUGCCUCCCCCAGGUCAGGCACAGAACCAGGGCCUGAGCAUGCAGCCGCUACCCCCACAGCAACCCUUGGUAGGUCCAAACCAGUUCCCACGAACGGGAAUGCAGCAGACUCAGCAGCAGCAGCAGACUGCAGCUCUGGUCAGACAGCUGCAACAGCAACUUUCAAAUACACAACCAGGACAGGGCACCAAUUCAUAUUACUGAUCGUGCUUGUUGAUGGUAGAACGCAGAGAAUAGGUCCUCGUUUUGUGGGGAGGCCCAGCUCUGCAGAUUGGCAAAUGAAUGUGUCCAGUCCCAGGAAGGUGGUUUGGAGGUUUGGAGGGACGGCAGUUCAAGGCACCAAGGACCACCAAACAGAUGAACCAAAUCCCAGCUUGACCACUGAGGCAACGAUCCGAAAAUAUUUUGACUUCAGUUGUGUAAUUGUGGAUUAUCAAUGGAGGGAUCCUGAUCUGAAGUAAACACGUAAUGGUAAAUGAUGGAAAAGUCUAUGUACAAAAAAAAGUACCACAAAUUAUAAGAAUAAUGCAAUUUUUUAUUUUAUUUCAAUUUGUACAAUUUUUUCAGUUUCGUGUAUUUCUCAUUAAAAAAAUCACAUCA
Messenger RNA from Acanthochromis polyacanthus (spiny chromis), 6965 nucleotides. RefSeq names its product mediator complex subunit 12 (gene med12). Gene Ontology annotation, cellular component: mediator complex. The coding region runs from base 42 to 6569 and encodes 2175 amino acids. Gene Ontology annotation, molecular function: transcription coactivator activity; beta-catenin binding. Lineage: Eukaryota; Metazoa; Chordata; Actinopteri; Pomacentridae. The transcript is spliced from 43 exons. Gene Ontology annotation, biological process: regulation of transcription by RNA polymerase II. The record is from RefSeq and is a predicted model, not a curated record.